This is a messenger RNA of Neomonachus schauinslandi (Hawaiian monk seal), 1572 nucleotides long. RefSeq names its product hemopexin (gene HPX). Bases 104 to 1495 code for a protein of 463 amino acids. Gene Ontology annotation, molecular function: heme transmembrane transporter activity. The transcript has 10 exons. The record is from RefSeq and is a predicted model, not a curated record. NCBI's taxonomy places the organism in Eukaryota, Metazoa, Chordata, Mammalia, Carnivora, Phocidae. Gene Ontology annotation, biological process: intracellular iron ion homeostasis; heme transport.
CAGGACUUGGACUAUCAGCAGGCUUGUGGUGGGGGUGGUGCUGCCACCAUCUCUAUAUAGGGAACUGAGCCAGGUGCCCAGAGCUGUCCUGUGGCAUCUCAGCAUGGCUCGGGCAUGGGGAACACCCAUUGCACUGGGGUUGUUGGGCCUGUGGUGGUCUCUGGCUGUUGCCCACCCUCUUCCUCUGGACGGUACCCCUGGGAACAGGACCAAAGGUGGGAGUGAGACCAGAGUGAAACCAGACGUGACCGAACUCUGCUUGGAUGGCUGGAGCUUUGAUGCUACCACCCUGGAUGAACAUGGGGCCAUGCUGUUUUUUAAAGGGGAGUUUGUGUGGAAGAGUCACACAUGGGUCCGGGAGUUAAUCUCAGAGAGGUGGAAGAAUUUCACCAGCCCCGUGGAUGCCGCAUUCCGCCGUGGUCACAACAGUGUCUUCCUGAUCAAGGGAGACAAAAUCUGGGUGUAUCCUCCUGAGAAGGAGAAAGGCUAUCCGAAGUUGCUCCAAGAAGAGUUUCCUGGAAUCCCAUCACCGGUGGAUGCAGCUGUGGAAUGUCACCGUGGGGAAUGCAAAGUGGAGGGUGUCCUCUUCUUCAAAGGUAACCAAACGUGGUUCUGGGACUUGGCUACGGGAACCAAAAAGGAGCGCUCUUGGCCAGCUGUUGGGGAAUGCUCCUCUGCCCUGCAGUGGCUCAGCCACUACUACUGCUUCCGGGGUAACCAGUUCCUGCGCUUCCACCCCGUCACGGGAGAGGUGCUUCCCAAGUACCCUCUGGAUGUUCGAGACUACUUCAUACCCUGCCCUGGCAGAGGCCAUGGACACAGGAAUAGGACGGGCCAUGGGAAUGACACCCAUCAUGGCCGUGGGGAUAUGCGCUGUAGCCCAUAUCUAGCCUUGUCUGCACUGCUGACUGACAACCAUGGUGCCACAUAUGCCUUCAGUGGGUCCCACUAUUGGCGUCUGGACACUAGCCGGGAUGGGUGGCACAGUUGGCCCAUUGCCCAUCAGUGGCCCCAGGGUCCUUCAACAGUGGAUGCUGCCUUUUCCUGGGACGAUAAAGUCUACCUAAUCCAGGGCACUCAGGUAUAUAUCUUCCUGACAAAGGGAGGCUAUACUCUAGUAGAUGGUUAUCCAAAGAGGCUGGAGAAGGAAUUUAGGAGCCCUCAUGGGAUCAACCUUGAGGCUGUGGAUGCAGCCUUUACUUGUCCUGGGACUUCUCGGCUCCACAUUAUGGCAGGACGGAAGCUGUGGUGGCUGGACCUGAAGUUAGGACUUCAAGCCACGUGGACAGAGCUUCCUUGGCCCCAUGAGAAGGUUGACGGGGCCCUGUGUGUGGAGAAGUCCCUCGGCCCCCAUUCAUGUUCUGCCAAUGGUCCUGGCUUGUACCUCAUCCAUGGCUCCGAUCUGUACUGCUACAGUGACGCAGAGAAACUGAGCACAGCCAAGACCCUUCCCCAGCCCCAGAAAGUGGGGAGCAUCCUGGGUUGCAAUCAUUGAGAGGAGGUCUCUUGAGAUGAGUCUGGCCCAGCUCCUUCUCCCUGUUUUCCUCACAAUAAAGCCAGAGUGCUUCUUUG